UACGGGCUCAUGAGGCGGCUGGCGGACUUCAUCGACCCGCAGGAAGGGUGGAAGAAACUGGCAGUCGAUAUAACCGACCCGUCCGGCGAAAGCAGAUACAGCCAGAUGCAUAUAAGGAGAUUUGAGGCAUUUGUACAAAUGGGAAAGAGCCCCACGUGUGAAUUACUUUACGACUGGGGAACGACAAACUGUACAGUUGGUGAUCUUGUGGAUCUGCUGAUUAGGAAUCAGUUCCUAGCACCAGCAAGCCUUUUGCUUCCAGAAGCUGUAAGGAUGGCACAAGAAGUUACAAUACCUCUUUCUUCACAGGAAACUUUGCCUAUACAUGAGAAACAACUACCUAUACAGGAAGAAGUGGUAUCUGUAAAGCCUGUUUUAGCUCAGAGUACUGAGAAGCAACCUUCAGCUCCUCCCUACUUAAGUCAAGAAAAUAGCAGCUCACAGUCUAGUAACACAG
Messenger RNA from Leptosomus discolor (cuckoo roller), 457 nucleotides. The record is from RefSeq and is a predicted model, not a curated record. NCBI's taxonomy places the organism in Eukaryota, Metazoa, Chordata, Aves, Leptosomiformes, Leptosomidae.